Ailuropoda melanoleuca (giant panda) is the source of this 1439-nucleotide messenger RNA. RefSeq names its product protein phosphatase 1 regulatory inhibitor subunit 1B (gene PPP1R1B). The transcript is spliced from 6 exons. Gene Ontology annotation, cellular component: cytoplasm. Gene Ontology annotation, biological process: intracellular signal transduction. Gene Ontology annotation, molecular function: protein phosphatase inhibitor activity. NCBI's taxonomy places the organism in Eukaryota, Metazoa, Chordata, Mammalia, Carnivora, Ursidae. The coding region runs from base 164 to 673 and encodes 169 amino acids. The record is from RefSeq and is a predicted model, not a curated record.
GCUCUGAAAGUCUUUGAUUCAAAGGCUCCCUGGGGAUUUCAAAGCACUGUUUGUUCCCUGCUGCCUGGGGGUGGUGGUGGUGCAGGUGUCUGUCCUGCUCCCUUCCCCCCCCCCACCUCUUUCUCCCUCUCCUUAGAUCCGGCGCAGGAGACCAACCCCUGCCAUGCUGUUCCGGCUCUCAGAGCACUCCUCGCCAGAGGAGGAGGCCUCCCCUCACCAGAGAGCCUCAGGAGAGGGGCACCACCUCAAGUCGAAGAGACCCAACCCAUGUGCCUACACACCCCCCUCGCUGAAAGCCGUGCAGCGCAUUGCCGAGUCUCACCUGCAGUCCAUCAGCAACCUGAACGAGAACCAGGCCUCGGAGGAAGAGGAUGAGCUGGGGGAGCUGAGGGAGCUGGGCUACCCGAGAGAGGAAGAUGAGGAGGAGGAGGACGACGAUGACGAAGAGGAGGAGGAGGAGGAGGACAGCCAGGCUGAAGUCCUGAAGGGCUGCAGGGGCCCUGCUGGGCAGAAGACAGCUUGUGGCCAGGGUCUGGAAGGACCCUGGGAGCGCCCACCCCCUCUGGAUGAGCCCCAGAGAGAUGGAAGCUCCAAGGAACAGGUGGAAGACCCGGCACUAAACGAGCCUGGAGAGGAGCCACAGCGCCCCGCCCACCCCGAGCCUGGCACAUAGGCACCCGGCCGGGCAUCGCUCAGAAGGAAGUGGAGGGGGCAAUGCUGUUCCCCAGAAACCCACUCUGUCCCCACCCUAUUUGUACCCUUCCCCCUCACUCGCUAGGGCUGUGGCUUCUGACUUCUAGAAGACUUAAGGCUGGUCUGUGUUUGCUUGUUUGCCCACCCUUGGCUGAUGCCCAGAGUCCCUGGGCACUUGCUGCCUGAUGCCUAACCCUGCCAGUCAUUCCCCCAUUUACCCAGAGGGAGGCGGGAUGUGAGAGAGUUUGCAUUGGAUAAUCCAGUAAGGGGGGGGCAAAGGUUUAUACUCCACAAUUCUACUUCCCAGACCCUUCUCCUGGGCACAGGAAACCCACAGGGCAGGACCCUAAGAUCUGGGGAAAGAGGGUACUGAGAACCUGUAGGUGCCCUUAGAUCCUUCUCCAUCCCCUCUCCUAUGGGGGAUUUCAAGUUACCACCCCUCUCUCUGGCUUCUACCAGGGCCCAGGAUUCAGGCAUCCUUCUCCUCAACCUCGACAUUUUGGAAAUCUUCCCCUUAUCACCCCUGCUCCCCAGCCUGGGUGCCUGGAAGAUGGACUAGCAGAGGCUGCUUUGUUGCGUUUUGUUUGUGCUUUGAUGCCAGGAAUGCCGCCUAGUAUAUGUCCUUAGGGGGGCGCACGGUGGGGAAGCCAGGUUCUCCUUGUCCUCCAGCUGCUCUGCCCCCUUCCGCUCUUCCCUGACUCCAGGCCUGAACCACUCCUGUGCCGUAAUAAAUAAAUCUUUGUAAA